Messenger RNA from Serendipita indica DSM 11827, 1260 nucleotides. The record is from the annotation of a GenBank genome assembly. Lineage: Eukaryota; Fungi; Basidiomycota; Agaricomycetes; Sebacinales; Serendipitaceae.
AUGUUCCCAAUGAAAUGGCUAUCUCAGGGGUCUUCCGCGACGAAUCACCCCUCCAAAUCACCGUAUGGGCAUGCAGUCUUGACACACGAGACUCCUCAAGUGCAUGCUCACCAUUCUACCACAAAUCAUCUCCAGAAAUCGCACCAUCACUCAGGCGACACCCACUACCCCCUCCCUCGGGACCACUCCAUCUCACCAUCAUCCCCUUCGCGGCCUCUACCGUCCCAACAAACCCACUCACCCAAUCUCCUUCAGAAGCCACGAAAGCCUAUCGAGGCGCACAUUCACGACUCGCCACGUCCGGCCUACCUCCAGGAAUCCGACUAUUCGGCAUCUCAAUCUUCCCUGGGCCUCGAUUUCUCUGCCUCUUGUUCACCGUAUCGUCACAUAUCGGAUAAGAAGUAUCGACUCAUUCCAUCCUCGCCACGUGGCGCUGGUAGUGCAACCUGGCUUACGACUCCCCUCAACGUGCCUUAUGGAACGGACAUACCACUCGUAACGACACCAAUACCGCCCAACUUACUUCGGACACGGAGUCCAAGCACAGGUUCCCUUCAAUCUCCCGCUAAAGCCGCCUCACGCCUACAUGCGACGCAUGCGACCCCUUCACCUACUGGUCACCGUCAUCGUUUACGCUCUAACUCUACACCACAUGUGAAUUUCUCACCAUUUAUUGCCCCAGUUGUCAUACAUACCCCUCCUACGACGCCACCAUAUCUGACUCCAAAAGUCGCUGUUCUAGACGAGUUGCCGGACGAGCAACAGCGGCAAGAGCAGCAUCAAGGAAGCGAUCUAUACUGCUUCCCUUCAAAAGAGUUAGAUAUGACGCGCAUCCCUGUACCCACAGAAGGACGGACGUAUAUCGUAGGCUCAUAUCCUACAAAUUCUCCUCUUUCAGAACAUAGACGUUUGACUGCGAUCCCGAAUCCAGUUCGAGGAAGGACAGUAUCACACCCACCUUUGAACUCGCCCCGCUACUAUAUUCCGCUGCCGCCGACUCCUCCAAAUCGUCAUCACAGCCUCCACAAACAAGGAUGGCAGUGGUCCACAGCACAGGCAGCUACUCAUGCGCGUCCACCAGGGUACUUUAAUCGACGUGGAGACGAGUUCCUAGGAAGAGGUAUGGUUCGACGUCAGCCGCAUGCGCGGAUGGAAUGGCACUCCAUGUUUGGCGAUUGUCCAGAUCCUGGGCAUGGAUGGAUGAAUGAACAUGGUCACUGGAUCCCCGAGGGUGGUGGAAUUCUCAAGCAUGGAUACUAG